Molecule: messenger RNA, 1051 nt
Organism: Durusdinium trenchii
Lineage: Eukaryota; Dinophyceae; Suessiales; Symbiodiniaceae
Source: the annotation of a GenBank genome assembly
AGGCAGCCAUCCCAUGGCCCGAGCUUUCGGGUCCAAUUAAGGGCACCUGUCCACGCUUGCCCUCUUAAGCGCGCCACAGCGGCCUGCCAUGCCAAAUGCUUUCCAAAGCUUGGGCGAUGAGACCUAUGGCCCCCAGUACCAGCACAACGUUGCUGUCAUCGCGUUGGCAGCAGAAGCUGCGAGCACCGUGGCAGAGCUGCUGGAGACGAGAAAGAUGGAUCGGUCUAUUGGUGUGGUAGGCUCAGUGCUGCGCCCGGCACCCGAGAUGCUCGGUGACAUUCCAGUUUUUCCAUUGGAGGAUCUAGACCCUUGUGACUUCGACAUUGUUUUGGUCGUUGACGCUUGCCUGGAUGAAGCUGACUUGCCAAGCAAGUCUGACUGGACCAAAGAGAAGUUCUUGCUGGUGCAGGUGCAAGCAGCUGAAAAGAUCAACGAGCAAGUCGACGAGCUCCUUCGCAAGAUUGACGACGCCCAAGUGCGACGUGCUUGCGGUGCAGGCACUUCCUGCUGAGGUGGAUUUUGUUAGCUGAGCAGGUGUGGCUGGUGCUGAUGCAGCGGAUGACUCUAUGGAGAUGGCAUGUCCCAUGGAUGACAAGCGCAUCGACGCAUUAGCCUUUAGCAGCUGGGAUUUGCGCGAUCUCUCUGCCAAAAAGGAGUUCGAUUUGCGUUUUGCCAAGGGCAAAGGAACCAAGAACCGAUGGGUGCAAAUUGGACGUUGACUCUCUCGCCCAGUUCUUGUGGGGAUUUGGGUGCUUCCAGGUGUUGUUCCAAAAGAAAUCACAGACGUUUUGAAGGUUUCAGCAUGGGCGGACCCUCUUCCUGCACAGAACAGGGGCGGACCCUCUCUCUGCCACCGGCAAGUUGAAAGCCUCCGGAUGAUGUUUGCCAUGAAGUGCAGGAAGCUAAGCUUCCAAGCAAUACGGCCCCAAGCAUGGGGUUGCUCAGUGACUGCAUACAGAGAAGAGCUCUUGUUGUCAAGCCUGAUCUCUUGUGCAUCAGGGUGACUUGCAGAAGCCCGAAGUCUUCUUCCAGGUGGCUGCUCAUGACCAAC